AUGAAGGCCUCAGUUUUCUCCCUCGUCGCCGUCGCGGCCGUCGCCUCAGCUGCUAGCAACGACACCAUGGUCACCUCAACCAUUCUUGCUACCUCCACCUCCACCAUCCUCUCCUGCGCACCAACUGUGACCAACUGCCCUGUCGGUUCCGUCACUGAGGUCGUGUAUGCCACCACCACCAUCUGCCCGGCAACUGCUGUCUACCCACCAGCUCCUCCAGCCACUGUCACUCCUCCAGCUGGCCCAUCCACCAAGACCUUCUACUCCACCAACGUCUACACCAUCACUUCAUGUGCACCAACGGUCACCAACUGCCCAGUCGGCAAGCCAACCUCCACCGUCUACACCUCCACCGUUGUCUGCAACGGCGAGGCCUGCACUAAGCCAACAACUGCUGUUGCUCCCCCAGCCUCAACUGGUAAACCCUCCUCCCCAGCAACAUCCGCUGCCUCUACCUUCACCAUUCCUCCCCCAGCAGCUACUACCCCAGUAGUUUACUGCCCAACACCAAUCACCAGCUACAUCACCGUCACUGCUUCCCCAAGCGUGCCAGCCGUCCCUGCCACCACACCAUAUGUCUGCCCAGGAGGUGCUAACUGCCCUUCAGCUCCAGCAACCACCGUUGUUCCAGUCGUCUGCCCAGGAGGUGCUCACUGCCCACCAUCCACUGCCGUCCCAGCACCACCAGCUGUCGGCACCGGUGUCCCAACCACCCCAUCCAACGGUACUACCCCAGUCCCAUUCACUGGUGGAGCUUCCGCCCAAAAGGCCGGUUCCAUCUUGAUGGCUGUCGGUAUCGUCGCUGCCCUCUUGUAA
This is a messenger RNA of Glarea lozoyensis ATCC 20868, 816 nucleotides long. RefSeq lists its product as uncharacterized. The transcript has a single exon. NCBI's taxonomy places the organism in Eukaryota, Fungi, Ascomycota, Leotiomycetes, Helotiales, Helotiaceae. The record is from RefSeq and is a predicted model, not a curated record. The coding region runs from base 1 to 816 and encodes 271 amino acids.